CAUGUUGAUGAUCCUUCAAAGAAAAAUCUACCGAAGAACCAAACCUGUAACUGAAAGUGGGACCUACAGUUUCUGUACGCUUUGUUAAAAGAAUAAAAGUGGGUGAAAGUACAUGAGGAAGACUUGAAAAAAGAAGUGGAAGAUAUUUUUGGAAACCAGACUAGAAUCCAUUAAUUUUCUCAUACACAUUAAACCUGAUGGAUACCAUAGAGACAGCAAAGCUUGAAGAACAUAUGGAAGGCCAGUCCAGUGAAACUUCCAGUGGUUAUGCUCAACCUGCUCUCAGUGUUGGUGAGGAAAGCAAGAAUGGCAGCAAUAAACCAAAGGCUUUAUUCAAUGGUUUGCUAAAAGGUGCUAAAAAGUAUCUAGACUAUAUACAAUUUUCCAUUCCCACUGAAUCUAGAAACAGAUUUCCUUUAGAAUGGUGGAAAACAGGCAUUGCCUUUGUAUAUGCUGUCUUCAAUUUAAUUUUAACAACUGUCAUGACCACAGUGGUACAUGAGAGGGUACCUCCCAAGGAGCUCAGUCCUCCAUUGCCAGAUAAAUUUUUUGAUUAUAUUGAUCGUGUGGAAUGGGCUUUUUCUGUAUCAGAAAUAAAUGGAAUUAUCCUUGUUGGAAUAUGGAUAAUCCAAUGGCUGUUUCUUAAAUACAAGUAAGUAGCUCUUUUGCUUUGAUUUUUCUUAUUAUGAAAAUUGAGAACUGUGGAUGUUUUAAAAUGCACUGUAUACAAUGAUCUAUAGACUUGUGAAAUCAGUAGGUUUGAGAUGCUAACAAAGAUUUUUGCAAUUGCAAUAAUGCAAUCGUAGAAAUAAAGAAUCUGCAUCCUGAGUGAGUGUCAAUAUAUAGCAAAUACUUCCAAGAUGGAGGAAUGUGGGCAAUAGUAUGCUAACUGGCUAGGUAAUUUAUAGAUUAUGAAUUCUAAUUUGCACAGAAUAGGAUUAGCAGAUUUGUAUAAAAUUGGGCUUUGCUUGUAUCUGUGGCAUACUAGAUGGAAUGUGCUGAAACUGACCACUACUAUACUUAUCAAACUAAGU
Molecule: messenger RNA, 1034 nt
Organism: Python bivittatus (Burmese python)
Lineage: Eukaryota; Metazoa; Chordata; Lepidosauria; Squamata; Pythonidae
Source: RefSeq, a predicted model, not a curated record